AGGACGAGCGAUCUGUGUUACAAGGGGUGGGGUGGAAUGUCCCUGUCCUUGGCAGAUGGUCUUACCCAGUGUGCAUUGUUCCUUUAGUGUCUCCUUUAUCCGCUGUAAUUGGAUCCUGGAGAGAGCCGGCGAGCAAGGGAGGGGCGGAGGGAGGCUGGGCGGGAUUGCUAGGGGAGGCAAAUUAGUCCCGAGGCUUCGGCCUGCACCUCCCUCGCCUGUCAAGCAUUUGAUUUCAUUGUUUCGGGCUGAUGUCACUCCCAGUUGUCACAGACGCCUCUCCGGGUGACAAUGUGGGACUAGGAGAAGGCACAACAAGGACCCCCCUGGACAUACCUCAAAGAUUUGGCACCUUCAACACCUUCUAGACCCUGGGUGUUGGUUUCCUUAGAAGCAGAUCCAUGCAUUCCUACACCGUGGCAUCACCAGACAGCAUGAGUGGCUCUGAUAAUGGACUCGAUGAAACAGAACUCAGCAUCACGCUCACCCUCCGAAUGCUUAUGCAUGGGAAGGAAGUUGGCAGUAUCAUAGGCAAGAAAGGAGAGACUGUAAAGCGGAUACGGGAACAAAGUACAGCCAGGAUCACAAUUUCAGAGGGAUCCUGUCCUGAGCGGAUCACCACUAUUACAGGAUCCACUGAUGCUGUUUUUAGAGCUGUUUCCAUGAUUGCCUUCAAGCUUGAAGAGGACCUGGGAACAGGAGCUGCCAAUGGAGGAACUAUCUCCAGACCACCUGUUACCCUGAGGCUGGUCAUCCCAGCCAGCCAGUGUGGCUCACUCAUUGGCAAAGCAGGAGCCAAGAUAAAAGAGAUUCGAGAGACCACAGGAGCACAAGUCCAGGUGGCUGGAGACCUUCUCCCCAACUCCACUGAGAGGGCUGUGACGGUCUCUGGAGUACCAAAUGCCAUCAUCCAGUGUGUGCGACAGAUUUGCGCUGUUAUCCUGGAGUCACCACCAAAGGGUGCCACUAUUCCCUACCACCCCAGCCUGUCCUUGGGAUCAGUUCUUCUCACAGCCAAUCAGGGAUUCUCCAUGCAAAGGCAAUACAGUGGUAUAUCACAAGCAGAGGUGACAAAGUUGCAACAGCUUUCUGGGCACCCUGUCUCAUUCUCUUCCUUGGGGCAAGCUCCAUCAAUAGUAACAGCCCUGGAUGCAAACGCUCAGAAUAGUUCUCAGGAAUUCCUGGUUCCCAAUGAUCUCAUUGGCUGCAUCAUUGGCCGUCAGGGCAGCAAGAUCAGCGAGAUCCGGCAGAUGUCCGGAGCACACAUCAAAAUUGGGAACCAGACUGAGGGCUCUGCUGAGCGUCAUGUGACCAUCACAGGCACCUCAGUCAGCAUCACUUUGGCUCAGUAUCUCAUCACAGCCUGUUUAGAGACGGCCAAAUCUACCUCCCAGACGCCCCCUGUUGACCUCGGCAUGACUUUCUCCCAGCCCCUCACCCCUUCGCCAACCCCAACGCUGACAGCAGUAGCCGCACCUCCCCCAGCCUUGCUUGGUGCCCCCUAUGCCAUCUCCCUCUCCAACUUCAUUGGCCUGAAGCCUGUCCCCUUCUUGACGCUGCCCCCUUCCCCAGCCACGGGGCACAAUGGCAGCCUUGCCACCUACACGACCAAGAUCUCAACAGCCAAUGGCAGCAAGAAGGCUGAGAGGCAGAAGUUCUCCCCAUACUGAAACAGGAAGUGGUGGGGUGGUGGGGUAGGGAGGGAAAACCUUUGGGGACCCUCACGUGCUUUGUAAGAUAGCGUUGGCAUCAGGCCAAAGCGAGGCUAUGCGGGGAAAGACUAAGUAAGAUGUGAGGGGGAAGGCCAGUUGUGUAGGAUGGGAGCGAGAAUAACCUAGACAGCUCUUGAGAGCGGUGGUGGCCAAGAUUCAGUCGCGGAAAUGGUUCUUCUGCAGAGCUCUCACCUGAUCCUGGCUAAAGAGAUGUCUGUAGUGGGUAAGACCAUCUGAGCCUCAUAGUUUUGCCUCCGUUGAACAAAUUUCUGCCCCGCACUACAAAGUGUUGUUUUCCUUUACCUUCCAUAAACCUAUCUGAACUCCUUCAGGGAAGAAGUUUCCCGUCAUGUUUUUAGGAAACCAUGUUACUGAAGGACAAUUGGAAUCCCACAAGAAAACUUUGUACUAUGUUGACAGAGCUAGAAGUCUUGGGAAAGGUUCCAUCUUGACUGUUGCACUAGUUGGAGCUUGUUAGACCUUUGGUGGCGAUAACGGAGAAUAUGCUAUGCUGCUAUGUCUCAUGGGCUGCAUUUUCAAGAGCAGAACUGGAAAGGGUUCCGAUUUGUAUAGAACUGGACACUAUGUAGAUCCUGGAAAUCACAGAAUGUACCAGAAAGGGAAUUCUUCAGUAUUUCGUCCCUAGCACCUUUCCUAAUAUACAAAGCCAGCCGUGUGUCUUAUUAUAGCUGGAUAAGAAUAUUAGGGGGGAAGGGGGUAGUUUUCAUGACUCAAACUCCCUCAAGAUUACUAGAAUAAAAAGUGGUUGAAAUGAAUUAGUUUCACCCUCUAAUAUUCAACAUGAACUGGCACAGCAAAUGUAAGAGCCCUGCUGGAUCAGACCAAAGGCCCAUUUAGUCCAGCAUUCCAUCCCAUUCACACAGUGGUGGCCAACCCAGAUGCCCACAGGUAUCUAUUUGGCUUUCCUCAUUGAAAGACAGAGCGACUCCUUGCAAAUAUUACUGAUCUAUUAUAAGAUAAGAGCCACUACUGGCUGCCAGUCUCAUAUAUAUUUGGCAGGAUGUGUAAUAUCUUGUCACUCAUCUUUGAAUUUAUCUCUUGCUGUCAUGGGAUGACAUCUCCAAUAAGUGCUUACUAAUUUUGCUCUCCUCACUUGCAGUGCAACUCUAAGCAUGUUUGCUCAGAAAUAAGCCCCACUGUGCUUACUUGUUUGAUAGUAGAUAUAGGAUUGCAUCCUUAAUGACCUUUGUAAAUUCUGCCACAUUUUAUUCUCUGAAAAGUUCCCACCUUAUCAGCCCUUCUCCCUGUCUAUCAUUAUUGAAGGGCACUUUUCUAGUCAAAAUAGGCCCAUAUAAGUGGAGAGGUGACACCCUGAGACCUCAAGUUGAAGCAGAACCCCAUCUUGAUGGCUUCUGAUUAAAGUUACUGACAUGUAUGUGUGACACUUACACAUGUGACCUAAACAGAUUGCCAUCCCAGCAGCAUAUAAUUUAUGAUAGUGCAUCCAGUAAUUUAUCCCCAUGGAUUAAAUGCACUAUAUAGCCAAGGAUCCCAUGGCCAGUUUCUUAGCUGGCUUGUAAAUUAGUGAGGCUUCACCUAAGUGGGUCAGACUGUUAGCUAAUAUAAAUUGGUGUUUUGUGUUGCUUCAGUCAAACACUGCAGCAUUGAUUGCAAACACUUUAUAAGGCAUUGUAUGGAAUGUCACUGUUGAAUGGAUCUGUGGGGAACUGGUUAAAAACAUACACAACAAAACCCCAACUUGGCUCUGUCUCUGCUCCUAGUGGUGAACCACUGGCUCAUGAUAAGGAAAGAUUAGCCCCUGGGCUGGGUGGAGUGUCUGCAUACAAAAUAUAAAAUAAGUUAAAAUUCUGCAUGUGGUCAGUCCAAAUCCUGUACUAUGGAAAGCUCAUUUCUGUGGCCUGUAUAAACUAUACCAAUGUGCAUACAUGUCUCCUGUUUUGCAUUAAGCUGGAUUUGCUGUUUGUGGCAGGAACAAGGCACUGAAGCCCCACCUGAAGCCACUCAGAAUUGUGUUUCGUGGGCAUAUCUCACCCACUUAGAAGCACAUCUUUGGAGCACAUCUGGUCCUUUUGGGGGGCUCCUUUGGGAAUCACAGGUUACACACGGCCCUGGUUAUGUUGAGCUCAUACUAUACCAAAGCUGUCAGAAGAAAAAAGCCCAUCAAGCUGUAAAAAGGAGACAAAUUGGGGUUUAUUGGGUAAUACCUAUGCAACUAUUUACAACUUCAAGAAGCAAAGGUAUCUUUGUUUACUGUCUAAUUUGCCCUCGGUUACAAAUUGAUUUGGUGGUAUGAGCUAGAUCACCUGUGGCUGUUCAGGUGCUUGCGACUGAAUAGCUGCAACAAAUCUGAGGAAAUACUUUAGAUGUGUGUAUUUAAUGCAGCCAUCCCCAAGCUUGUGCCCUCCAGAUGUUUUGAACUACAACUCCCAUCAUGGCUGGGGCUGAUAGGAGUUGUAGUACAAAACAUCUGGAGGGCAACAAGUUGGGGAAGGCUCUUCUAAUGGGUCAGAUUCUCAGAUGAUGUAAUCCAGCGCUGAGGCAUCCCAGUAUUUUGAUUCCACAAAAAAAAGGAUGGAGCCCAAAAUUCGUGUUUCCACAAAUCAAUCUAACCAGUUGUCCAUUUGGCAUUGUUCCCUGGCUGGUACCAAUCUCUCUCAUUUCCCUCUACCACUUGCUGGCAAAAAAGCUCCCAUCUUUUUUUCCAGCUGCUCUGAGAAGUGUACCUUCCCCAUCCCAUGAUCUUCUUUGGUUUGUCUUUGAAAAUGCUGUACAUAUAAUUCUAUAUUUUUCCUCCUUUGUAACUUAUCAUUGGUUUAAUAAAAAUGCAGACUUU
Messenger RNA from Rhineura floridana, 4524 nucleotides. RefSeq names its product poly(rC) binding protein 4 (gene PCBP4). The record is from RefSeq and is a predicted model, not a curated record. The coding region runs from base 399 to 1667 and encodes 422 amino acids. Gene Ontology annotation, biological process: negative regulation of mRNA splicing, via spliceosome. Lineage: Eukaryota; Metazoa; Chordata; Lepidosauria; Squamata; Rhineuridae. Gene Ontology annotation, cellular component: nucleus; cytoplasm. Gene Ontology annotation, molecular function: mRNA binding. The transcript has 13 exons.